Molecule: messenger RNA, 2082 nt
Organism: Rana temporaria (common frog)
Lineage: Eukaryota; Metazoa; Chordata; Amphibia; Anura; Ranidae
Gene: EIF5
Product: eukaryotic translation initiation factor 5
Exons: 12
Coding region: 524-1801 (425 amino acids)
Biological process (GO): translational initiation; formation of cytoplasmic translation initiation complex; formation of translation preinitiation complex
Cellular component (GO): cytosol
Molecular function (GO): GDP-dissociation inhibitor activity; translation initiation factor activity; eukaryotic initiation factor eIF2 binding
Source: RefSeq, a predicted model, not a curated record
UGUGGGAGGCGGUGCCCGCCCACACGUAGGACGGUCUCUGCUGAGAGGCUCCGCUCACAGCUCCUCCGUGCUAGAGAGCUAGAAGGUUCCUGAGGUGGUUUUUUUUUUCUUCUCCCGGCCGGAGGGUGUCUCCCGCUUUGGUUGACAGGGUGUUAAAUUCCCGACUCGCUCGGCUCUCGUCCAGUUCCCGUGGCCAGCUCUGCGCUGUGCCGUCCAUAAAAGCUACUGCGCUGUGUACCAUCGCUUCAUUCUGCCUCCGUUCAUCGCACCCCAGGGCGAGCAGCGUUGUGUUUAUGUCUUUAUUGGACGAAAACGAGCUGUUGCGCAGCCAUUGGUACCUAUAUUGGGGGAACAUAGCAUACAAACAAGACGCUCACAGCCUCGGUGGCGAAAUUAUUUUCAUGUCAGAGACCGAGAACUCUUGCAGUCGUUUAUGUCAUCCAGUCUUCUCCAGACAGAAGAUACCAAAAAGUUGCAAUCAAAGAUCUUUUCCUCUUCUUGAAAGAGCUAAUAAUAAACCAAAAUGUCUCUCAAUGUCAACCGCAGUGUUUCCGAUCAGUUCUAUCGGUACAAAAUGCCCCGUCUGAUUGCCAAGGUAGAGGGCAAGGGAAAUGGAAUAAAGACAGUAAUCGUCAACAUGGUUGACGUUGCAAAGGCGCUUAAUCGGCCUCCUACGUAUCCCACCAAAUUUUUUGGUUGUGAGCUGGGAGCACAGACCCAGUUUGAUGUUAAGAAUGACCGUUUCAUUGUCAAUGGAUCUCAUGAGGCAAAUAAGCUGCAAGACAUGUUGGAUGGAUUCAUUAAAAAGUUUGUUCUUUGUCCUGAGUGUGACAAUCCUGAAACAGAUCUGAAUAUCAAUCCCAAGAAACAAACAAUAGGCAAUUCCUGUAAAGCCUGUGGCUAUCGAGGCAUGCUGGAUACAAGACAUAAGCUCUGUACUUUCAUUCUCAAAAACCCACCAGAGAACAUAGAUGGCAGUACAGGCAAAAAGAAGGAAGAUAAAAAAAACAAGAGGGCCAAAGAAAAUGGUUCUGUAGCAAACAAUGAAUCGCCUGUCCUAACAGAGUUAAAUCCUCCACGUGUGUUAGGAGAGCCGGAAGAUGAUGAAGAUUGGGGUGAAGACACAACGGAAGAAGCUCAGCGACGCAGAAUGGAGGAAAUAAGUGAUCAUGCAAAGAAUCUGACACUGAGUGAGGACCUGGAAAGGCCAGUUGAGGACAGAGUUAACAUGCUAUUUGACUUUGUAAAGAAAAAGAAGGAAGAAGGAGUUAUAGAUUCAUCAGAAAAGGAGAUUCUGGCUGAGGCUGAAAGACUAGAUGUAAAAACACAGGGGCCAUUGGUCUUAACAGAAGUUUUAUUUGAUGACAAGAUCAGAGAUCAGAUCAAAAAAUACAGACGACACUUCCUACGGUUCUGCCACAACAACAAGAAAGCACAGAGGUACCUGCUCCAUGGUUUUGAGUGUGUUGUGAGUAUACACCAAGCACAACUACUCUCCAAAAUUCCACAUAUCUUGAAGGAGAUGUAUGAUUCAGAUCUCCUGGAGGAGGACGUUAUCAUCAAUUGGGCUGAGAAGCCAUCUAAAAAAUAUGUCUCUAAAGAACUUGCCAAAGAUAUUCGAGCAAAAGCAGAUCCUUUUAUUAAAUGGCUGAAAGAGGCUGAAGAGGAGUCUUCAGGUGAUGACGAAGAUGAGGAAGAUGAGAAUAUUGAGGUUGUAUAUUCCACGAGUGUAAGAGUUCCUAAAGUGGAAACUGUAAAAUCUCCUGAGAAAGAUGAUGACAUUGAUAUUGAUGCCAUUUAAAAUGACUUCACUGACAGCAGCUGUUCACAUCCUGCUUUUUAUGCCUGAAGUGCAACAUGUAUGUGAUUGAGCUGUACUAGCUGAACAUCAUGCUACACUUUUGUAUGCUUCAGUUUCUUUCUACUGUGAUUUGGUCUAUAAGCUUCACUAAUUAAAAAGGAAAAAACAAGCAUAGAGAAAUGGAUCAGACUUGGUUUGUCUAUAGCAUGUAGUUACUUUUUAAAUUCUAGUGUUUUGGUGCACAUUUAUACAGUUGUGAAUAAAGGUUUUUGUUUUUGGUC